This is a messenger RNA of Lotus japonicus, 2239 nucleotides long. Its product is annotated as CBL-interacting protein kinase 2-like. The record is from RefSeq and is a predicted model, not a curated record. NCBI's taxonomy places the organism in Eukaryota, Viridiplantae, Streptophyta, Magnoliopsida, Fabales, Fabaceae. Gene Ontology annotation, molecular function: protein kinase activity; ATP binding. Gene Ontology annotation, biological process: signal transduction; protein phosphorylation. The transcript is spliced from 2 exons. Bases 537 to 1937 code for a protein of 466 amino acids.
AGCAAGUUGCCUCUGUCUUCUUCCCUUCUGUUCUUUGAACUCGUGACCUGUAUUUAUAACGCCUACCUCCUGUCUUCUCUCUUCAUUGCACUGCAUCCAAAAACACAGAUAUUUCAAAACAAGAAGAUCGCUUCAAACGCUUCAAAUCAUUUCCCAGGUGUGUCUACUGGGUGAUUGAAAGGUUAACUAGGUGCUGCUCUAUUCUUAACAAGUUCAGACUAGUAUCACACAAGAAUCAGGGAAUGCUGAAAGAUGUGCUUCAUAGUUAACAACUCCUUCUCCAAGGCUAAUGAGGUUGUACCUCAAUUUGAGUUAACCUUGAUCAUCCUUGAUGAGAUUGGAUGUUUAGUUCAGUACCCACAUCUAUGCCAUGCUCAAGUGACUGAGGUGGCUAGAAUUCUUAGCCAUUCUAUGAUUUCAAAGCAUAAUGUUUGUGAAGACGGUUGAGCUUUGAAUUUCUCGAGAAGUGUUUUCCUGCUUCUGGCCAGUUAUUCAAUUGCCUAUACUUAGCACUAUUGAUAUUAGUAUUGCUGGAAAUGGAACAGAAAGGAAGUGUGCUUAUGCAACGUUAUGAGCUAGGGAGAUUAUUAGGCCAAGGAACUUUUGCAAAGGUCUACCAUGCAAGGAACCUCAUAAAUGGCAUGAGUGUGGCCAUCAAAAUUAUUGAUAAAGAGAAGGUUUUCAGGGUAGGGAUGAUUGAUCAGAUUAAACGCGAAAUUUCAGUGAUGAGACUAAUCAAGCAUCCUCAUGUGGUGGAGCUUUAUGAGGUAAUGGCAAACAAAUCCAAAAUUUUCUUUGUCAUAGAGUAUGUCAAAGGGGGUGAGCUUUUUGGCAAGAUAUCCAAAGGAAGGCUCAAGCUGGAUGAUGCUAGGAGAUACUUUCAGCAAUUGAUCAGUGCUGUUGACUACUGCCAUAGCAGAGGUGUGUGUCACCGCGAUCUAAAACCGGAAAAUCUUCUAUUGGAUGAAAAUGGAAAUUUGAAGGUAUCAGAUUUCGGGUUAAGUGCUCUUGCUGAGUCUAAGCAUCAAGAUGGAUUACUCCAUACUACAUGCGGUACUCCUGCCUAUGUUGCUCCAGAAGUGAUAAACAGAAAGGGAUAUGAUGGAACCAAAGCUGAUAUAUGGUCAUGUGGGGUGAUCUUGUAUGUUUUAUUGGCUGGUUAUCUUCCAUUUAGAGAUUCAAACCUGAUGGAGAUGUACCGGAAGAUCGGUAAGGCGGAAUUCAAAUUUCCUAACUGGUUUGCGCCUGAUGUACGAAGAUUGUUGUCCAAAAUCUUGGAUCCAAACCCAAGGACCAGGAUAUCAUUGGCGAAAAUCAUGGAAAGUUCGUGGUUCAGAAAGGGGCUUCAGAAACCUGCUAUUACUGAAAGCGGAGACAGAGAAAUAGCUCCUCUUGAUACUGAUGGAUUAUUUGGAGCUUGUGAGAAUGGAGGUCCUGUUGAACUAUCAAAACCUUGUAAUUUAAAUGCUUUUGAUAUCAUCUCCUAUUCAACAGGUUUUGACUUGUCUGGAUUGUUUGAGGAGACUGGUCGAAAGAAAGAAGAGCGUUUCACAUCGAACAAGCCCGCCUCCAUUAUCAUCUCCAAAUUAGAAGAAAUUUGCAAGCGUCUCGGGCUAAAAGUGAAGAAGAAAGAUGGAGGUUUGUUCAAGUUGGAAGGUUGCAAGGAAGGUAGGAAAGGGCCUUUGGGUAUUGAUGCAGAGAUUUUUGAGAUCACACCAGUCUUCCAUCUAGUGGAGUUAAAGAAGUCUAGUGGAGAUACAUUGGAGUACCAGAAGCUUUUGAAACAAGACGUUAGGCCUGCGCUUAAGGACAUUGUUUGGAACUGGCAAGGAGAACAACCUCAACCACAGCCAUUGCAACCUGAAAUAGUGCAGAAAGAGGAACAGCCGUGUCAUUCGGACAUAUCAGACGUUGUACCACAACCAAUUCCUCAAUGAAUAUGGUGUCCUUAAAUUGGUUUUUCUAGGCUGUGUGCUUCUUCAUAUGUUCUUGGUCAUAUUGUUCAUUGUCAUUGUGACAGUUUUUCAUAGAAAAAGGUGGUUAAACAUGUAUGGAUACAUGAUUAGAUUGUGUAAUUAACUGCAUGUAUGACCAUUUGAGUCUUUUGAUUUCUCUGCAUUGGCUAUGUUAACAAGAUCAUUUGCAUUUUGCAGUUUAAAGUAGCAUUCCUAAAUUAGCACCCAUUUAUUACCCUCUGUGUGAACCUCUUGAAAUGAAACUGCUUCACCAUGUCUUUCUU